Messenger RNA from Melitaea cinxia (Glanville fritillary), 2021 nucleotides. RefSeq names its product RNA-binding region-containing protein 3-like. Lineage: Eukaryota; Metazoa; Arthropoda; Insecta; Lepidoptera; Nymphalidae. Gene Ontology annotation, molecular function: U12 snRNA binding; pre-mRNA intronic binding. Gene Ontology annotation, biological process: mRNA splicing, via spliceosome. Gene Ontology annotation, cellular component: U12-type spliceosomal complex. The coding region runs from base 604 to 1902 and encodes 432 amino acids. The record is from RefSeq and is a predicted model, not a curated record. The transcript has a single exon.
CACUGCGUUUGCCAAGACACGGCCUUCACUCGAGGACCCGUCUGCUCCAACGGUCAUCGGUCCUGCGACACAGAUGAACAGCCCACUACCACUUCAACUUACUAAUUCUGUAUAAUAGUUGGUGAAACAGGCCUAUAGACUAAUAAGACAGUAAGCCAGUAAGGUAGUAAGGUAAGGUAGUUCUUUGAUCAAUUGAUAACGAACAAUUUGAAUUUAAGAAAAUAUGUCAACAAACAAAUGUUAAUACUUUGUCAUAAUCUGUGGUCUUGUUUAUUGUUUUUGAAAAGUAACAAAAAUUGUUUAGUUCUUCGUUGAUUACAUGAAGUAUAUUAGUUUUUCUAAUUCGUUAAGUUUGUAUUGAGUUAGUGAGUUAAUUUAAUUCAUUACACUUUCAUUACAAUUAAUAAAAUUACUUCUCUAAAAAGUUAUUAUGUUUGGACGUAGUUGAAUACGGACUACUGACUAAUGUCAGUAUUAUGGAUUUUUAUAUCAAUUAUGUAAUCCAAAAACAGACAAAUAUAGAGUCCUUAAACGGUCAGUUUUCUAGUUUUAUUUUAUUAUUGAUUAAAUAGUUAAAACAGAAGGACCAAGAAAAAUAGAAACAUGUCUAAAGUACUUAUCAUAAGGCACUUGCCAGUGUCGUUAUCUUUCGAAGAUAAGGAAAAGCUUUUAAAACAUUUCGGAGCGGAAAAGGUUUGGGAAAAAUUGAAGAAACGAGAUUAUAUUUUCGCAUCUUUCUCGACUGUGGAAAAAGCAAAAGCAUCUCUUCAACGACUGCACAUGCUGGAGAUAGCGCAACGACGGCUAGUCGUCGAAUAUUCAUUUGAAAAGGAGCCAGCUACUGAGGCUUCGAAAAUCGAUGACACAAACUCGAAUAUCACAAACCAAAUAAAAGAGUUUUUAAGAAUUAUGAACGCAUGGAACCCAUCCCUUGACUUCUAUCAGCCUCCACCGGUACAUUUAAGAUAUUCUUACCCCAAAGUUAAUCCACAAAUCAUUAUUAAUAUUAUCUAUGAACUUUUUGUUCACAAAUCUUUUUAUACUCAAACUUUACACCUUAUGAAUAAGAUGUCUCUUGGUACACCUUUUAAAGAAAACGAAGCUGCUCUAAACUAUUUUAAAGAAACUUUUAGAGGUUAUUUUAUAGAAGAAAUGUCUAUUCUACCCCCGGAGGGACCAAGUGAACCUGAGUCUGAGAUAUCCAGUGGCGAUGAAAUACCAAAGCAACCAUUGCCAUCAAUGAUAAAAAGAAAACAUAUCUUGCCUAAAACCAGAAAACGUCCUGCUGCCGUUCUUUCAACAGCUCUCUUACCGAAACCCAAAACUGUCAAGGUGGAUCAAAAAGAAGUUUUUGACGUCAUCACUCCAGUAUCAGAAGCCAAAAAAAUAUCCCUAGUAGUAUCCCAAAACGCUUUGCAGAAACAAGCCGAUGAACCAAUUGCCACACCAGUUAUUGGUGAGCUUGGUAAAUUUCAGAAGAAAGAGCAGUCCCCUGUUGCACAACCUAUUUCUGAGGAGCUCGAACCACCCACUAUUACUAAACAAGAAAUUUUGAAGAAUAGAAUGUCUUACGGAGAUAUGAAAAUUCUACCAGUAUUUAAAAACUAUCACCCUGGAGAGCCUUCGAUGAGGUUGUACAUUAAGAAUCUUGCUAAGACUGUCACCGAACAAGAUGUUAAGAGGAUAUACAAGCGUUACGUUGAACAUAUACCAGAGGAGGAGCAAGUCGGUUUUGAUGUGAGAGUUAUGCAGGAGGGACGAAUGAAGGGUCAAGGUUUUGUAACGUUUCCAUCAGUAAAAAUUGCAGAAUUAGCCCUAAACGAAACAAAUGGAUAUUUGUUAAAAGAGAAACCUAUGGUUGUUCAAUUUGCUCGGGCCGCUACUAAAAAAACUGUAGACUAAGUAUUUGUGUCGAAUUUUAUAUUGUUACAUUCCAUGGAAUCUCGUAUUAAUAUAAGCCAAAAAUUAAAUAAGUCUGUAAAUAUUGUAAAGAUAUUUAAUAAAACACACCUUAAAACAAA